UUAUGUUGCUAUGGUUUCACUCAAGAGAGUCCUUUUGAAGUCAAAUCAAUAACAAUGGUUUUAUUCCGUUAUUUAAUAUAUUUCAGUUUCUGCUUUUUUGUUGCAGGUUCAAGACAAAGUCAUGCAUUGCAUCGAGUCAAGAAGGAUGAAAAGAAAAGUAGACAUCCGAGGGACUUGACUUCAGAACCUCAAGGCCAUCCUGCGACUGAUAUAAUUUCCGAUUUAGGUACAAUGAUCAAGAUUCUUACUGGGAAAGAUGACAUUGAAUUUAAUGUUUACGGUUUAUAUUGUGUAAGAGGAUAUGGUGGCUUUGGCAUUCCAGUUGAUUCUAUUGACAGACUCGGUCUAAUUACUCCCGAGGUAUUCUGUGAGCGAUACUUCGUCCCAGCGGAUUGUAUAUUUAUGAGGCACUUGCAACUGGAUGGACAUGAGUACGCUACUUUGGCUGGUGAAUUUGACACAAUUCUAUGCAUUUUGUAA
This is a messenger RNA of Octopus bimaculoides (California two-spot octopus), 480 nucleotides long. RefSeq names its product basic phospholipase A2 Cc2-PLA2-like. Gene Ontology annotation, biological process: lipid catabolic process; phospholipid metabolic process; arachidonate secretion. The record is from RefSeq and is a predicted model, not a curated record. Lineage: Eukaryota; Metazoa; Mollusca; Cephalopoda; Octopoda; Octopodidae. Gene Ontology annotation, molecular function: phospholipid binding; calcium ion binding.